Molecule: messenger RNA, 245 nt
Organism: Funneliformis mosseae
Lineage: Eukaryota; Fungi; Glomeromycota; Glomeromycetes; Glomerales; Glomeraceae
Source: the annotation of a GenBank genome assembly
AUGAUUAACUAUGUUGAAACUCCUAUUAACUUGGCAUUAUCUAGUCGAUCAUGGGCUCGUAUUGACAAAGAUCCGUAUGCUAAGACGGAAUGGUUAAUCCUACAUUAUGGAAAAGCUCAUGCAAAGUUCCACGCCGUUCGAUUAGGACCCUCUUUCAUCGAUGUAGCCGUUUGCCAAGACUUGUUUGCAAGAAAAGUUAUAAUAUCAAGAUACUUCAUCCAAAGGUUACUCAUGCAUUUUGGAAG